AUGGUUCUUACAAGACAGAAUUAUAAAGAACUGGGGAUCCCUCUAGCUCAAGCACAAGCUGUUGAACCCCCUGCCCCAAAGAAAAAGCAGGCAAAAAUUCCAUAUUAUUUUAAACCAAAAGCAGAGGAAGUGAAAAGAAAUAAAAACAUAGAGAGCCUGCAUCCGCACGAAUGGUCUGUCGACCGUAUCUCGUUCAGAAGGGGCAUGGAAGCAGAGGGAGGAGGAGGAAAAGGAGUUGACCUGGCAACCGAGUUGGCACAGGCAACUACAGAAAGUACAGCCCUUGAGGCCCGACCAGAACAGGAGCCUCAGCUGGGAGACCCAGAAACCAAGUCAGAAGAAUCCACCCAUCAACCUAUGCUUAGAGGAAAGGGGGGGUCCCCUGCCCCGACCGAGGUGGAGGAGUGGCUAAACGACACAAGAGCUCGACAUCCAGACCUGGGCAGCUAUAAUUACAUAAUGACAGGGCUGUACAAAGAUCUGUUGGAAGAACAUCAAACUCAGCUAAUUAAAGAACUGGGGCCUAUUAAAAACUUUCUUUCAGAAUGUUUGGGUUUGCUCACCUCCCUGAUUGAACUAAUCAGGAGGAAAGAGGAUUGCCACUUUCACAAAGAAGCCAUCAACAAGCCAAAUGGAAAUAAAACCCAGUCCAACACCAAAGAAAGGAAAACAAGCAGAGCCAAACUAGCCCAAGGAAAAGUACUGGCCACUAGGAAACCUUCCUUAAAGGGAAAGAGCCCAAUGCAUAAGAAGAAGCCGAAGAAUGUGAAAAUGGGUCGAAAGGCUAAGCUGCCCUCUCGGACUGGGAAAGUGAAUUUCUCAAAGUUAUUCAAGAUUCUGGAGAACUCAAGCACAAAGAACCCCAACAAAACAACGCCAAAUAAGAGCCAAAGCCCAAACAUUUUAAAUAUACAUCAGGUGGCUAGCCCUCCAAGGCUAGCAAAACAAUCGCUGCCCUCUAGUGGAAAAUUAAAGGAAACUCCAGAUCCAAAGCAAGAAACUCCCCAGAAGGGAGUACAAAAGAGCCAGAACUUAAUUUUAAUUAAACAUAAAUUAGUCCUCCUCCCUCUCUUCAAGCAUGGAGGCCUUUCCACGCUUGCACAACAGAGAAUUUAUCUACUUAAGAAAAUUGACUUAGUCAUCAGAGGCCUUAUACCAGCAGGAAAUAUUGUCAGCGUUAAAUUUCUUCCUUUUGAUAUGGCCCAAAACAGAGUUGUGGUGACCUUUAAGGACUGGUCGGUAACUAAACAAAUCAUGGACAAGAGGGACAGGCUCCAGAGGGCUGGCCUGUUGGUGACCCGCCUUUUUGAAGAGUCCGGCGUUCCACCAUCCCUCUUAGGAACACGUAAGCCUACUAGUCUGCGCACAGAAUUGGAAAUGGCUUCUGAAAACUGCAAACAAGGUCAACCGGAGGCAGUCAAAAUUUCCAAACAGAAGGCUAAGCUCCAAAAAACUUUACUCCCUUCCAAUGAACCCAAAAAAGAUAUCUUAAAUGAAAAGGAGAUGCUCUUUCUAGCCUCCCUUGAGCAAAUUCAACAGUCCCAGGAUGCGUUAAUAGCUAGGUUACAAACCAUUAAAAAAUCCUUACUCCGCCAAGGUUUUUCUGCUCCUUUGGAAUUUAAUUUUGCUACUAACACAACAAAGCCCUUAUCCAACGAAGACUGGACGCAGUGCCGGUUCCUGUCCCCCGAAGAAGUGGGUUCUCCCACACAACCCUUAACACCUCAAACAACAACACACCAGGUAGACCUUGCCAUGCCGAUGAGUAGGAACGGUUCAAUCUUUGUGGAUGCCUCAGGAUCCUUAGAUGGCAUUCAGGUGGAGGAUUGA
This is a messenger RNA of Podarcis lilfordi (Lilford's wall lizard), 1830 nucleotides long. Lineage: Eukaryota; Metazoa; Chordata; Lepidosauria; Squamata; Lacertidae. The record is from the annotation of a GenBank genome assembly.